UAUAAGAGCUCUCCUGAAAGAAAAACACCACAACAGCGGUGGUGAUACACAACAUGUGAAGGAUACUUAUUUGCCAAGCAAUUGUAUGAGGAGAGAUAGCUUUAUUACAGUGAAAAUAAAACUGAAACAAGGAGGAGAGUUUUGCUUCAGUGAAGCAUUUCAGGACGAUAAAAGUGUGGACAAACCAGCCUCCUACGUUAUUUCUACAAUGAGCAGUCCUCUGAGACAGCAGGCUUCAACAAUGUCUUAUCUAUUGUUUCCAGUCAACACCACACAUUGUUGGUGAUGUGGCUGACCAGAGAAGGAAAAGUCAUUUAUAACGAAGAGGGGGGAACUCAGCUGGAUUUAUCAUGUCAGUCAAGUCUCCAAAGCUGCCGAGCAUCAAAAAGAAAAAACCUCCAAAGGACAAUGCCCAGGCAGAGGUUCUCAAUACCCUGGGACUAGAGGCCUUCUUGACUACACCACUGGACCCAGCGUCUCUGUUGGACAUCAGCACUUGGACUCUGGAGAAACAGGCCCCUCUUGAGCCCAAGGAUCUACCAAAUGCCUUUCUACAACGCUUGUGGCUGUUUAGCCAAGAUGCCCGGAGUCCUUGCUGCAAACCUCUGCAUGAUGUUUUGAACAAUUCCAACAAUUCACCUGAGGAAAUUAGAAAUGGUUUUAAAGAAGAAAGCCAGUGUGCCGUCAACCCCCUUGAUCUAGUAACAGCUGUCUUUAUGUCUGCUAACACUUUUCUUCAGCAGGAGAUGACUGUGCGUAUGUUACAAUGCCAGUUUGCUGCGCCCCUGGUCCUUCCAAAUAAAGAUCCAGAAGAAGCCAGUCGCUUCCUUCUUUGGCCUUUGAGAGGUGCUGUUACUCAAUGGAGGUCGCACUUUCCGGAAAAUAACAGAAAGAUCUAUGGGGGGGAUUUGGCGAGUACAUACAUGCCAGUAGUUUCUUGUGUGAGGCUUGGUCACAGUGGUGUCUCUAAGUCACAGGUGCUAAACAAUGUAAUAGGUGGACUCGGAUCUUCCUGUGACACAUUUCUCCACAGGGGGAUAGAUGGAGGACAGCUUCCCCGAAGACUCUCAAAUGGCCUGGUUGAGAUUGGAUGGUAUCUACCUCCGGGUGACCCUGUCAGAGACAUUUUCCCUGUCCCUGUGGUCAUCUCUAACUUCCGUGGUGAUGCCAGUAAACAUGAAAAAUGCCUCAGCCUUCUAUGUCAAGCGUCUUCAGCCGUGGUGGUUUUCUGUGGGAAUCUUCGGGAGAAAGAAAAACAAGUUCUUGCAUCUUGCAAGUAUAUGGCACACAAGCUCAUAUUGAUUGACCUAUCAGAUGCUGAGAACAAUGACAACAGGGUCGUGGGGUUUGCUGGUCAGAACCUUGAAGAAUACAUGGAGCUUCCUGGAGGAUCAGUGGUACAAGGUAGGGAUUUGAGUGAAGAGGAACUGGCUAACAUGCUGUGUGGGUCCUUGAAAGAUCUGUUACCAGAUUAAUUGAAACUUGUGACACUUGAGGCAGCAGCAAAAUUAGCAGAGGAGCUAGGCCUAAAUGUAGACGAAGGGGCAGUCUGCAAAAAGGCAAUGGCUACAGUGGAGAACGUAUUGCAAGGUUUAGAUGAGGGAUCUGCUCAAUUUAGGGACAAACAGCUUCCAUUGCAGGGGUCUGUGUGGAGCAAACUUGCUGAAAUGGAAAAGGAGGAAAGUAAGCAAAGAAAUGAAGGAAAAGAAAUUGACGAACAACUGCAAAAAGAAAAGAAAGACAUCUUGGUAGAGUUGAGCUGCUACAAAAUGACCUCAGCAAUGAAGAUUUUCACCGGCGCGCUUUCAGCAACAGAUAAAGUGGAGAGGACCUAUUUCCUUAGUUGGAUGAAGCUGAGGCUUCGUCUUAAUCAAAUGGAAAAACAAAACAGUCCACAAGAUCUAUUUACAAAGCUGAAGACAGAAAAAAAAGAUGGCCUGCCAGAACACUGUGAUAACCUCCAAAAUGGAGUCAAUUAUGACACAGGGGAAAGUGAUAGUUUCUGCACAGAUUCGACACCUGAGGAAGAUAACACUGAAGAGCAGCUCAUGAAUCAUGAAUUGCAAGAUUCUGAGCAACAGGUGGAGAUAAGCCAAGGGUUAGUACACAUUUUGCAAACAUCUGCAGAAAAAACCAUAGAGCUACAGUCACAACAGAAAGAACAUGUUGAGUCAACAAAAGAUCCAGGCAGAGACGUUUCCUUUGAACAUCCUACAGACUCAUGUCAACAGCUUUUGGAGCCUGAUCAGUCCUCGCUUGGACUUGAGCAUUUUCUGCGUGAGAUGGGCUUACUUUUUGAACUAACACACAUCAGUCCCGGGAGUGGGAGCCACAAUGUGUUGCGUCUCCCUAGUUUAGCUACAGACCUUCUUCUAUAUGGGAUUCCACUUGAACUGAUGGAUGGAAAUGCCUCAAACAUCCCAAUGCGCUGGCUGGCAUGUGUCUUUGCAGAGCUCAAACUCCGCCUACCUCAAAAACAGUGCAGGACCCGAGUGCUGACAAAUCUUGGAGUACAUCAUGCUAGGAAUGCUGAGCUUCUUUCUGAAUUAUUUGGGGCAAAAUGUCCUAAAGGAAGGAAAAGAUCCACUAAAGGGUUAUACAUGGCUGCCCUGUGUCUGCCUGAUAGGCAGAGAUGGCCACUGUUGCCGCAGGCUUGAGUGAUGUUUUAUUGCAGAACAUCUCUUCACACGUGGGUACUGAGUAUGAAACUUACCUCACUGUCACAGUCAAUGCUCUCCUACGCAUCAAAGAAUGUAGUUCCAUGCCCAUUUGCCAACUCCUGGCCCAAGAUGAAGGAAUAAACUGCUUAUUACAAGCAUCACAGUUAAGACGUGUAUCAGAUAUGCUACAGACUGAGAGUAGGGACAGAGGAACUAGCAAUGCUGAUGACCAUUAUGCAAAGACCAAAAGCUGUAUCACCUGUGUCAAAGGGCCUUGGUGCAAUAUGUCCCUUUCUCAACCAAUUGACACACAGUAUAGUGAGACUAUAUUAAAGCUUAAGCAAAACCUGUUUGGGGCGUUGAAGAAGUGUGCAGCUAAGUCUGAAGCCACUGGUCUGCCUGAAUUAAUGAGUCGUUUGUGUGCGGUUUGGGAUGCAGUGAAAGCAGAAUCAUUCUCCACUGGUCUGCAAAAUACUGACAUAGCUUUAGCCUUCUGUUUACUGUGCACCGAGUUUUUCCAGUGGGAGCAUAGUUGCCUGGAACACAUGGAGAGCUGGCUUAAGGGGGCAACAGAGAAAAUCUUCGACACAAAGGCAAAGGCUCUAGAGGCUGAAAUCCAAAAUAGCCUUUUGAACAAGCUGAACGAUGAAGCCAGAGAGGAAGUCAAAACAGAGAUAGACAAGCUUAGAUCAAAAGCAGACGCCUAUUUGAUGAAAGACAACGUUCUCGAAAUGAACACUUUCAAGCCAAUCCUAAUGAGCAAUAUGGAUCACCUUCAGGAGGAAGUAACUGAAGAGAUGGUGCAAAGGUUGGGGACAGUCAACGAAAGCCAUUGUUCUUUGACACAGUUGGAAAGGUUUGAGAACUCACUGGAAAAAGAACAGGAAUCUAAACUGCAUGCACUCGUAGAGAACAGCAAGUCAUCUAAAGUUCUCCUUCAAGAUACAGAACUAGAAGAGGAGUUUGAGGAUGUGUGGAGUAAGACGUUGUCCAACUUUGACUUUAGGCCAUCAGAAACAGAUGAUAUUACUGCAAGAGUGACCGAUGUUUUGAAACAUAAUUUAAUUCGCUGUGGUCUCCAGAAACACAUGAACAAACUUGAAGUUAUCGGCAAAAACCAAGCAUCGGGCUUCCAAGUUAAUGAUGAGCACUUUGGAUACCGCAGCAGAUUAAAGCACAUGUUUGAAGACAACAACAGACUGCAGAGGAUAGAAGCUCAACAGGUAGCAUGCAACGUCACAGAAGAAUACAAUCAGUUUGUAGCAGAUAAGUCUAGUUUAGCAGCAGAUUUCUCUGACAGCUAUAUUGCAGAACUGUUGGAAAAUGUUGAAAAAGCCUUGAAAGACAAAUCUAUGGAAAUCAGAUCAGCGUUUGAAGUGGAUCUGAAAGUUUAUCUCUGUGGCGCUGCAUGCCAAGACUUCCAAAAACGACAUGACCGCUAUGCCAAGGACAGCGUGCUUUUGACAACUAUUACUGCAACCAAGAGUAAGUACAUGUCAGAUUUCAUCUACAAGUUCAGGAAGAGAGAUCAGUGCCAGAGGGUGGCUCAAGCAUUUACCUCCAUGGUUGUCAAACCUACAGUGUUAGACUAUAUUUAUAGACCACUGGGAAUGCAAAUGGUUAAAGAUAUCCAAGAUAAAGCCCAGCAGUAUCAGUCCCCAUGUUCCUUUCAUCAAAGCUUAAUGGAAGAGCUAGUGAAGGAGGAUCAUUUUGAAAGCUUCAAGGAAUAUUUGCUUGACUAUGACAAAUUCAGAGUGAGGAAGAUCCAGGAGACGGUGGUGGCUCAUCUCUCUGAAUCAUCCAACUUUGGUAUAUGGAGGCAACAGAGACUUGGGGAAAUUGUAGGGAAGAUAGCGGCAGCAGUGAGCCAAACGGCAGAAGGUGCCAGUGGAGUACUUAGUGAUACAAAGCCGCUACUGGAGAGAGUUUGCCUCAUUGUAGAGAAAGAUGGAGAUGUUGAUGUCAAGGCCAGGUCCUGUUUGGACGGACCUUUCUUCAGUAUCACCACGGAAUGGGAUCGCUUUGUCACAUGUCUAAUGGAGUUACUGGCUGCAAUGAGAUUGGAACUAGCCCAGGAGUUCUCUCAAAAUGUUGAGAUCACCCAACUUCUUCAGUGCCCUAUAAUUCAGCCCCAAGAGGCCUUGUUUGAAAGAGUAAGAGGCUGUGACCAGCACUGUCCUCUCUGCAGAGCCCCCUGUGAGCUGCAAGAGGGGCAUGAGCUUCACAAGGCUCUGCUCCACAGGCCCAAAGACAUGUUGCCCCAUGACUCAGGUAUGACAGAGGGAAACCCAGGCAUGAGUAAGGACAAACAAGACCUGUCUGUAGCAUGCAGCAGCCUCCAUUCCCUCCACCCAGACUGGAGCAUCUCCCAUGGGGACCCAAACACUGAGAUGCCAUGUGCUUAUUGGAGGUAUGUGUGGGCAAGGUUCAAUGAGAGCUUUGCAAAGGAAUACAAUCAGGAACCAGCAGAUAUUUCUGAUGAGUGGAAGGAGAUAACUGAGGAGGAGGCACUGGACAGUCUGAAGGAGGCCUUCUUCCAUGGACAAUGCUGAUAUUACGGCUACUCUGUGCUGUACGCUCUUAUCAUAUUAUUUAUGACAUUUUCCUUACCAAGUUCAGGUUUUAUUUGGUGUGUAAGUAUUUUAUACCUAUCAAGGAUGUUGAUGUUUAUAUAAUAGUGGACAGAAAUUCAAGCAUCGACCAUUGAUGAUUCCAAACACUGGAAAUAACUGAUGAUGUUGUUUGCAUUUGUAUUUUUUAUCUUUUUAUCAUUUCAUUAACAAGAUAGUGUUUUGUAAAAUAUGCCUUUAAAAUAUGUUGUUAAUCACGUUAAUCCAAUGCCUCCUGAGGCCUGUACUACGAAGCCGGAUUUUCCUAACCUGGAUAUGUUUGAGUUAGCCGGUUGGCCCAAUCCAAA
Messenger RNA from Trematomus bernacchii (emerald rockcod), 5577 nucleotides. It is a transcript of the gene gvin1l2, whose product is annotated as interferon-induced very large GTPase 1. The record is from RefSeq and is a predicted model, not a curated record. Lineage: Eukaryota; Metazoa; Chordata; Actinopteri; Perciformes; Nototheniidae. The transcript has 6 exons. The coding region runs from base 2633 to 5212 and encodes 859 amino acids.